Messenger RNA from Gymnodraco acuticeps, 2213 nucleotides. RefSeq names its product zinc finger protein 235-like. Bases 66 to 1568 code for a protein of 500 amino acids. NCBI's taxonomy places the organism in Eukaryota, Metazoa, Chordata, Actinopteri, Perciformes, Bathydraconidae. The record is from RefSeq and is a predicted model, not a curated record. Gene Ontology annotation, molecular function: DNA-binding transcription factor activity, RNA polymerase II-specific; RNA polymerase II cis-regulatory region sequence-specific DNA binding. Gene Ontology annotation, cellular component: nucleus. The transcript has 2 exons. Gene Ontology annotation, biological process: regulation of transcription by RNA polymerase II.
UAUAGGAGCUAGUUUAGCAUGCUAGCUGGAAACACGUUAGCAACACUAGUCAGAUUGAGAGUUUGAUGGAGAGAGAAACGGUGUGUUUAACGGAGUUAGCAGGAAAAGGUGAUCUAGUAAACAUGAGUAAAGUCCAAAUGCUGCUGUCGUUGAAGAAGCAGCGACUCACUGCUGCUGCUGAAGAGAUAUUUGCCCUGUUUGAAAAAACAAUAGCAGAACUCGUGGAGGAGCUGUCUCUUUCCAAAGAGGAGAACGAGAGACUCCAGAAACUACUGGACGCUGUUUUACAGCCUCAGCUUCGGAUACACAGAGCAGAUGUCCAGCUGCUGGUGGAGGUUAAAGAAGAGGUUCUCCCUGACCAGCAGGAGUGGAGCACCAGUCUGGACCAGGAGGACCCAGAUCCCCUCCCACACAUUAAGCAGGAACAGGAGGAACUCAGGAUCAGUCAGGAGGGAUAUCAGCUUCAGGAGCUGGAGGAGGCUGAUAUCACCAAGUCCACUUUCACUCCUGACUCUGUGAAGAGUGAAGAUGAUAAAGAGAAACCUCAGUCCUCACAGCCUCCUCAAAGACAAACUGAACACAUGGAAACAGAAGCUGAUGGAGAUGACUGUCGAGGACCAGAACCAGCCAGGAACUCAGAUCCAGAGAGUAGUUUACAACCAAAGACUGAGGACGACACUGGAGACUCUUCUGAACCUGACACUGAAGACAGUGCUGAUUGGAAAAAGACCAGAGAACCUGCGUCAGGCACAAACUCACUGAAAAAUAAACAUGAAUCUGUCAGUGAUUCAAGCCGUAGUAUUGAAAAUAAACCAUUCAGCUGCUCAGUCUGUAAGAAAGCUUUUUCACAGAGUAGGAAUGUAAAGGCACACAUGAGAAUCCACACAGGAGAGAAACCAUUUAGCUGCUCAGUUUGUGAGAAAGCUUUUUUACGGAGUGAAUAUUUAAAGGCACACAUGAGAAUCCACACAGGAGAGAAACCAUUUAGCUGCUUAGUUUGUGAGAAAGCUUUUUUACGGAGUGGACAUUUAAAGGCACACAUGAGAAUCCACACAGGAGAGAAACCAUUUAGCUGCAAAGUUUGUGAGAAAGCUUAUUCACGGAUUGAACAUUUAAAAACACACAUGAGAAUCCACACAGGAGAGAAACCACACAGCUGCUCAGUCUGUAAGAAAGCUUUUUCACAGAAUAUAGAUUUAAAGAGACACAUGAGAAUCCACACAGGAGAGAAACCACACAGCUGCUCAGUCUGUAAGAAAGCUUUUUCACGGAAUAUAGACUUAAAGAGACACAUGAGAAUCCACACAGGAGAGAAACCACACAGCUGCUCAGUCUGUAAGAAAGCUUUUUCACAGAAUACAGAUUUAAAGAGACACAUGAAAAUCCACACAGGAGAGAAACCCUUUAGCUGCUCAGUUUGUACCAAAUCGUUUGCAUUGUGUGGACAUUUAAAAAAACACAUGCAAAUCCACACUGGAGAGAAAGCACACAGCUGCUCAGUCUGUAAGAAAGCUUUUUCACAGAGUGGACAUUUAAAGACGCACAUGAGAGUCCAUACAGGAGAGUAAAUAUACAGCUGCAAUGUUUGUGACAAAAUAUUUAAAUGGCGUAAUGAUUUCAAAAGACACAAGUGUGUUGGUCGUCAGUCCUCACAGCUUAAUGAAAUUCAAACUGAGGAUAACAGAGGCAGAGCCUCCAAUCAUCAGCUCAGCUGAACACAUGGAAACAGAAGCUGAUGGAGGACAAUGAAUAAGUCUUAUGACAGUUCACACAUGAGAAAAAUCUGUCUGACUGGAUUAACAAUGUUGCACAAUAUUCCUAUGCGACUUAAAUGAACUCCAUCUUUAUAAACAUAAGUGGACAAUAUGUUUAAUGUUUUUGUUAUACUGAUUUUCUGAUACGUUAACUACUGACUGUUGAUGAACCAUUUUUAUUUUGGAUUGAGGGCUCCAAGUUUCCAUAUAGAGAUAUAGGAUGAUUUGAUGUAUUGUUCUUUAUUUCUAAAUGUUUUUUAUCAUUGCUAUCCUGUUAAUGAGCCCUGUUUCACAUACAUGUACCUGUUAUCUGAUUGUUUUUGCUUCUGUAACUGUAAGGGAAUACAUUUUCCUAUUUUGUAUCCUGAUGACCUAAUGCCGUUACAUGUAAUACGUCAGUGUUUCCCAACCGGGGGUACGUGGGUGGUCCCCAGGGGGUACGUGAAAAGAUUUUGAAAA